Salvelinus sp. IW2-2015 is the source of this 873-nucleotide messenger RNA. RefSeq names its product transcriptional-regulating factor 1. Lineage: Eukaryota; Metazoa; Chordata; Actinopteri; Salmoniformes; Salmonidae. Gene Ontology annotation, molecular function: transcription corepressor activity. The record is from RefSeq and is a predicted model, not a curated record. Gene Ontology annotation, biological process: negative regulation of DNA-templated transcription; regulation of transcription by RNA polymerase II. Gene Ontology annotation, cellular component: transcription regulator complex; histone deacetylase complex.
UCCAGUUUUACCCCUCCUCUCACCAGCCACUCCACACUUCCCACCCCUCCACCGUCAUGUGGAAGCUCCCACCCUGUCAUUGGCCGCAGCAGUCAGGUGAAGUGGGUGUCGUCGACGGCAACCCCUCAAGCGCCGGCCAUGUAUACGGCCAGGAGGCAGUGUUCACUCAGAGACAUGUUCACCGGGACUAUGAGAAUAAUACAGGUCACUAUAGUCUUCAAACUCCGGUACAAUCCACCGUUGUCUCUGCCUCACCCCUUCACCUAUCCUCUCUUCUAUCCCAGCCCCCCAGUGGACUGCCACAGCAUGGAGCAGCACCCCUAGUGGUGUUUAGAGGUACUCCCUUCCCUAGUCCACUCCAGUCUCCUAGAGGAGGAGGAGGGCAGAGGGGAGUGGAGCGGAUUGGGAGAGGGCUCCACUACACCCCUCUACCUAUGCUGAACCCCCGACGCAGGGGAACGGGGCUUCUCUCCUCCCUCGUCCCCCCUUCAGCUGGGGAACGAGGGAUGGGAAGGAUGACUGAAGAGGAGAAGGGAUCUUUUUUACUUCCGUGUAUCAACGUGGGUCGAGGGUUCCAGGCUGAGCUGCCAUGUUGUCUAGAGAGGAAGGAGGGGUCAGGGGCGUGGCCAGAAGAAUCAUCAUCCAAUGAGGAGUUGCUCUGGAAACCUUGGGAGGAGCUUCAGAGGAGUUCUGUAAUUCAGGGAAAAGUGGAGGCAGUGUUGUCUUUGUGUAGUUCUAGCUGUCUACCAGGAGGGGGCAGCAACACAGAGCUGGCUCUACACUGUCUCUACCGUUGUCAUGGAGAUACACUGGCCACGUUGGAGAGAUUGUUCUUCUCGAACCCAUCAACAGCAGUAGACUACCAUUACGCUG